AUGGGAGGUCUCGGCCACCCUGGCGGGAUCGACCCGGACGUCAUCUAUUACCUCAAGACAAGCCGACCGCAUCUCAAGGACACCUCGAUCUCGGGGCCUUUCUACCCGUUGGACACUGUAUAUGAACAAAUGUUCAGGCAUCUCGCAAGGGAGCGAAGCGUCGGCGGCGAGCAGACUCUCCACGAGAUCAUCAGUACCGGAGACAUUGCGAUGCUGCAGCAUCUCAACGCGCCAACCGCAGACGGAAACAUCCUGCGUUUGGAGCUGCUGCGUGAGAAGAACGCGGAAAUAGCCAGGGUCUUGCCUGGGAAGGCCUGGUACAUCCUUGUUGGCACCGGGGAGCAGAGGAGUCUCCGUCUUCUGGGGCGCAACGCUAAUGAGCGCGCUGAGCGGAUCUUGCAAGAUUCGAAGGAAGCCGCGGGCCCUGAUGCAAGGGCCGUCAGGGCGGACAAGGAUGGCCUUGUCGGUGGCGGUGUCGCUUAUCGCGAAGGAGGCGUUGUCAUGGCACAAACCGUCGAAGUCAGACAUGAGACUGGGCGAAGUUCGCAGGUCGACUCAUCUGGGAAUCGUCUUUGA
This is a messenger RNA of Exophiala xenobiotica, 576 nucleotides long. RefSeq lists its product as uncharacterized. The record is from RefSeq and is a predicted model, not a curated record. Bases 1 to 576 code for a protein of 191 amino acids. The transcript has 2 exons. Lineage: Eukaryota; Fungi; Ascomycota; Eurotiomycetes; Chaetothyriales; Herpotrichiellaceae.